This is a messenger RNA of Desarmillaria tabescens, 675 nucleotides long. RefSeq lists its product as uncharacterized. The transcript has 6 exons. Lineage: Eukaryota; Fungi; Basidiomycota; Agaricomycetes; Agaricales; Physalacriaceae. The coding region runs from base 1 to 675 and encodes 224 amino acids. The record is from RefSeq and is a predicted model, not a curated record.
AUGCACCUUUGUGGCGGGUUCAAGAAUUUGGGUUGUGAUUUGGUUGCGAUUGGAUUGUCGGAACGCCGGGACGAACGGUUUUACGCAGUACUUCGGCUGUUUGACAAGCAGGACAUGAUUACAGUAACAAACGGGCAUACGGUAUUGAUAAAUUACUCACCUGACAAGCUUCCUUUCUUCCAGUACGAGAACGCGGUCCGAGAUGAUUACGUCUUUCUACAAAUUCCCACGGAAACGCGUAGCGGGCCCGUGCACGACUGGUAUCCGGGGUACUGCCAUCAUGAUUUGAGAGUCCGACCUGGAGCAACUUCCUUUCCUUCACUGCGCUCCCACUUCACUGGUCGAUCUGGCCUACCCAACUAUGCAACUCUCGCUCCUGUAGAGUUCUUUGUUGGCGACCGAGAGAGAGGCGAACUGAUUUCUUCCAAUUUAGAUGACUGGGUAAAUAUCCACAGGCUUUUCGUUGCCCAGAGCCCCGUACGACAGGUCGUAUUUCGCGUCAAAGAUAUAACUCGGGGCAGGAACGGGGGUUCUCCUCGCAGGGUUCUGGGCGGCUGGACGGAUUACUUCUUGUCUUUCGAUGAGCAAAGAGAGCCGGGCCAGAGUACCUCACCAAUCCUCGACGAUGCUCGCCUGAUUUUGUGGAUGAAGCUGAAGCUCAAGGAUGGUGCAUGA